Molecule: messenger RNA, 10963 nt
Organism: Indicator indicator
Lineage: Eukaryota; Metazoa; Chordata; Aves; Piciformes; Indicatoridae
Gene: SPEN
Product: spen family transcriptional repressor
Exons: 15
Coding region: 1-10683 (3560 amino acids)
Molecular function (GO): RNA binding
Source: RefSeq, a predicted model, not a curated record
AUGGUCCGGGAAACCAGGCACCUCUGGGUGGGCAACUUGCCGGAGAACGUGCGUGAGGAGAAGAUCAUCGAGCACUUCAAGCGAUAUGGACGUGUGGAAAGCGUCAAAAUCCUCCCCAAGCGGGGGUCGGAAGGCGGAGUGGCAGCGUUUGUGGAUUUCGUGGACAUCAAAAGUGCGCAGAAAGCACACAACUCUGUCAACAAAAUGGGAGAUAGAGACCUACGGACGGAUUAUAAUGAGCCAGGAACCAUUCCCAGUGCUGCUCGGGGAUUGGAUGAUACAGUUUCCAUAGCAUCUCGUAGUAGAGAGGUUUCUGGGUUCAGAGGAGGUGGUGGGGGGCCCACUUACGGCCCCCCACCAUCGCUUCAUGCACGGGAAGGACGUUAUGAGCGGAGACUUGAUGGGGCUUCAGAUAACAGGGAGCGUGCUUAUGAACAUAGUGCCUAUGGACACCAUGAGCGGGGGACGGGAGGAUUUGAUCGGACGAGACAUUACGAUCAGGAUUACUAUAGAGACCCUCGAGAGCGGACUUUACAACAUGGGCUCUAUUACACUUCUCGGAGUCGAAGUCCAAACCGUUUUGAUGCUCAUGACCCCCGUUACGAACCUAGGGCCCGGGAGCAGUUUACAUUGCCCAGCGUGGUACACAGGGAUAUCUACAGGGACGAGAUUACACGGGAGGUACGAGGCAGAAGGCCGGAGAGGAAUUACCAGCACAGCAGGAGUCGGUCGCCGCAUUCGUCCCAGUCCAGGACCCAGUCCCCGCAGCGGUUGGCCAGCCAGGCGUCCAGGCCCACCCGCUCCCCCAGUGGCAGCGGGUCCCGGAGCAGAUCUUCCAGCAGUGACUCCAUCAGCAGCAGCAGCAGUACCAGCAGUGACAGCAGUGACUCCAGCAGCAGCUCGAGCGACGAGUCCCCAGCGCGGUCGGUUCAGUCGACAGCUGUCCCGGCCCCUGCCUCCCAGCUGCUUCCAUCUCUGGAGAAGGAUGAACCCCGGAAAAGUUUUGGGAUCAAGGUUCAAAAUCUUCCAGUGCGCUCAACAGAUACAAGCCUUAAGGAUGGACUUUUCCAUGAAUUCAAGAAGUAUGGGAAGGUGACGUCGGUGCAGAUCCACGGAGCUUCUGAGGAGCGCUACGGACUGGUGUUCUUCCGACAGCAGGAGGACCAGGAGAAAGCACUAAAUGCCUCCAAAGGAAAACUUUUCUUUGGCAUGCAGAUUGAGGUCACAGCCUGGAUAGGACCAGAAACAGAAAGUGAGAAUGAAUUUCGUCCUCUGGAUGAAAGGAUAGAUGAGUUUCACCCCAAAGCAACGAGGACUCUCUUCAUUGGCAACCUGGAGAAGACAACCACCUACCAUGACCUUCGCAACAUCUUCCAGCGCUUCGGUGGAAUAGUGGAUAUUGACAUCAAGAAGGUGAAUGGUGUCCCCCAGUAUGCCUUCCUGCAGUACUGCGACAUUGCCAGCGUCUGCAAAGCCAUUAAGAAGAUGGAUGGGGAGUACCUGGGAAACAACCGCCUCAAGCUGGGGUUUGGGAAGAGCAUGCCUACCAACUGCGUGUGGUUGGAUGGUCUCUCCACGAACGUCACGGAUCAGUAUUUAACUCGCCAUUUCUGCCGCUACGGGCCUGUGGUGAAGGUGGUGUUUGACCGCUUAAAAGGCAUGGCCCUGGUUCUCUACAAUGAGAUUGAAUAUGCACAAGCAGCUGUAAAAGAGACCAAGGGGAGGAAAAUCGGUGGGAAUAAAAUUAAGGUGGACUUUGCAAACCGAGAAAGUCAGUUGGCAUUUUAUCAUUCCAUGGAGAAAACGGGGCAGGAUAUCAGAGACUUCUAUGAAAUGCUGGCAGAAAGAAGAGAUGAGCGAAGAGGAUCUUACGAGUACGCCCCUGACCGUACCUACUACGAGACCGUUCGGACCCCAGGGACGUAUCCUGAAGAUCCUCGUCGAGAAUACCCAGCCCGAGGCAGGGAGUUCUAUGCCGAGUGGGAUCCCUACCAAGGAGACUACUACGACCCACGCUACUACGAUGACCCACGGGAGUACCGGGAUUACCGGGGCGAUCCGUACGAGCAGGACAUAAGGGAAUACAGUUACAGGCAGCGGGAGAGAGAGAGGGAGAGGGAACGGUUUGAAUCCGACCGGGACAGAGACCACGAGCGGAGACCGAUCGAACGGAGCCAGAGUCCAACGCACUCCAGGCGCCCGCAGAGCCCCGGAGCGUCGCCUUCACAGUCAGAAAGGCUGCAGAGCGAUUCAGAGAGAAGGAUUUACAGCAGGUCAUCGGAUCGCAGCGGCAGCUGCAGCUCUCUGUCCCCUCCGCGAUACGACAAGCUGGACAAAGCCCGCAUGGAACGGUACACAAAAAACGAGAAAGUGGAGAAGGAGAGAGUGUUUGAGCAGGAGAGGGUGGACAAGGAGAAGCGUUUGGUCAGGAAGGAAAAGCCAGAAAAAGUAGAAAAGGAGAAAAUAGAUAAACAGAAACGAAAAGCAAAAAUCCAUUCACCCAGCUCUCAGUCUUCUGAGACAGAUCAAGAGAAUGAGCGAGAGCCCAGCCCUGAAAAACUGAAGGGCAAUAGUAAACAAAGCAAAGAGAGAGGUGACAAAGAAGGGACGGCAAAAAACCGCCUGGAGCUAAUGCCCUGCGUCGUGCUGACCCGAGUGAAAGAAAAGGAAGGGAAAGUUAUUGAUCAGCCUGCUUUGGAGAAGCUGAGAGCAAAGCUUGAUAACGACACUAUGAAGUCCCCCCUCCUGGAGCAGAAAACACAGACCUCUCAAGCUGAGCAAACCAAGUCUGAGCAGUCUAAACUGGAACCUGUCAGAACCAAGGUACAAAAAGAGAAGGCCCUUGCCAGUCACGUUGAAGUAGUGGAUAAGGAGGGAAAACUGAAACCCAAAAAGCAUUUGAAGACAGAGCAAACCUCUGAGGGGGCCAAUGCGGUAGACUUGGACAAGUUGGAGGCACGUAAGAGGCGUUUCGCUGAUGCAAAUCUGAAGCCUGACAGACAAAAACUAGAAGUGAAAAGAAGCAGCCAAGACGAGGAGGAUGCACGUGUGGCUUUGAAAAAGCAGCUCGAUGCAACAGCUUCCUCUCGAGAAACAACCGUGUUAAGGGAAGGUGAAGUGGAGAGAAAACCCCUGAGGAAGGAGAUGCUUAAAAGGGAAUCAAAAAAACUCAAACUGGACAGACUUAUUCCUGUUACAAGUCCCAAAGAAAUUCAGGAGACUCUCAGUGUUGGUGGAAUUGCCAUGCGUCCCACCCUGGAUCUGCAGGCAAGGCUCAUGGAGACAGCUGAGGAACCAGUGGAAGUUCAGGAACUCUCUUCUAAAAAACUGAAUCCAGUAAAACCCCAACAUAAACAGGUGCAGCUGCAAGAUGACCAAGGGACAGAGAGAGAGGAUGCAAGGAAGAACUACUCUGCUCUGCCAGAAGACAUACCUGACCAUAAACUUGGCCAAGAGAAACCUCAGCCAACCGACACUGAGGAGAAGAUCGGCAUUGAUAUCGACCACACGCAGAGCUAUAGGAAACAAAUGGAGCAAAGCCGCAGGUUAAAGCAGCAGCUGGAAAUGGAGAUAGCCAAGUCUGAGAAGUUUGGCAGUCCAAAGAAAGAUGUUGAUGAGUACGAAAGAAGGAGCUUGGUCCAUGAGGUGGGAAAACCUCCCCAAGAUGUCACUGAUGAUUCUCCACCAAGUAAAAGGAAAAAGACUGACCAGUUUGACUUUGAAAUUAGCACUAAAAGAGAAAGGAACUACAGAAGUUCUCGUCAGGUGAGCGAAGACUCUGAAAGGACCUCCUGUUCCCCUAGCAUCAGACACUUCCCUUUCCAAGAAGAUGAUGACACGCUCGAUUCUCCAAGGCUAAUGCCGUUAAAGGAAACCAAAGAGUCACCUAAAAUAGAAGAAAAGGGUCUGUCCUACUCCAACAUGACUGUGAGGGAGGACUCGCUGAAAUUCAAUCCUUACGAUUCCAGCAGAAGGGAGCAGAUGGCAGAAAUGGCUAAAAUAAAACUCUCUGUGCUGAGCUCUGAGGAUGACUCGAGUAGAUGGGAAACACAAGGGAAGCAGGAGCCUGGCAGAGUUGAUAUCAGCUUCCCGAGCAGCAUCGUCAAAAGAGACAGCAUCCGCAAGCGCUCUGUACGGGACCUGGAGCCCGGUGAGGUGCCUUCAGACUCGGAUGAUGAUGGUGAAAACAAGCCCCAUUCCCCAAAAGCCUCGUCCCUUUUAGAGAGCUCCAGGUUGUCUUUUUUAUUAAGAGACAGAGAAGAGAAAUUACGUGAGAGAGAGGAACGACUGUCGAGCUCCUUAGAAAGAAACAAAUUUUACUCCUUUGCAUUGGACAAGACAAUCACACCAGACACAAAGGCCUUGCUUGAAAGAGCUAAGUCUCUCUCUUCCUCCAGAGAGGAGAACUGGUCCUUUCUAGACUGGGAUUCACGAUUUGCAAGCUUUCGAAACAAUAAAGACAAAGAGAAGGUUGACUCAGCUCCGAGACCUAUUCCCUCUUGGUAUAUGAAAAAGAAAAAAAUCAGGACUGAUUCAGAAGGUGGAAAACUGGAUGAUAAGAAAGAAGAUCAUAAAGAGGAGGAACAAGAGAGGCAGGAACUGUUUGCCUCUCGUUUUUUGCAUAGUUCAAUCUUUGAGCAGGACUCCAAGCGCCUGCAGCAUUUAGAGAGGAAAGAUGAUGAUCUGGACUUCAUUUCUGGGAGGUUGUAUGGGAGACAGUCUUCCUCUGAUGGGACUAACAGUGCAGCUGACCUGGUGCAGGAACCAGUGGUUCUCUUCCACAGCAGAUUCAUUGAACUGACACGAAUGCAGCAGAAAGAAAAGGAGAAAGAUCAGAAACCAAAAGAAGUGGAAAAGCAGGAAGAUAAAGAAAACCGACCCAAAACACCAGAAACGGUUCCUGAUAGCAAAGAACCAGAACAUAAAACUUCCUCAGCACUUGGUCCUUCUUCAGUUGCUGUCCUACCACAGGAACCAGCACCAGUCACUUCUGAGAAGGUGGUGAAUGAAAAGGUGGUGGUGGUGGAAACAGCUUCUGUAAAAGAAGAAAAACCAUCUGAACCUGCUUCUGCAGCAGAGGAACCAAAAGCUUUCCCUGAACUUGCUGCUCCUGUCAAAACUGAACCACCCGAGCAAACUGAACCCCCACCAGCUGUAGAAGCUAGUAAAGAAGUUGUCACUACUACAAGCCUGGCAUCGGAGGAAGAUGCUGUGGCAACAGAGCAUCCUUCAUACUUGGAUACCAAGCCUCCUACUCCUGGAUCUUCAUUUUCCAAAGCGGAGGAUGGUGUAGAUCCAGAACCUGAAGGCGUCCAGCUGAUUGCACCUCUGCCCAAGCUUGUUCAGAAGCCUGAUGAAGCUGCUGAGCCUAAAGAAGAAAAUCCUCCACCUUCUGCCAACGCUGAUGCCAGUGCAAGUCAAAAGGUGGAGGCGACUGCCGAGGUCCCUCCACCCGUGUCUGACAAUGAUAUGGAAGCGGAAGCUCCAGUUGCUGUCAAGGAUAAAAAGUCCUACAAGAGCAAACGCUCCAAGACUCCUGUGCAGUCGGCCACAGCUAGCGUCACAGAGAAGCCUGUCACAAGGAAGAGCGAAAGAAUUGACCGUGAAAAGCUGAAAAGGUCAAGCUCUCCACGGGGGGAGAUGCAGAAGCUCUCUGAGUUGAAAGUAGAAGUGGAGAAGGUUCCGAGGAACGCUGCUAAAUCCCCGAGUUCUGCUGCAGAGCCUGAAAACGUGGAGCCAAGCUUGCCAAUAAGCCGGACCAGGCGCAGAAACGUAAGGUCAGUCUAUGCUACCACAGGGGAUAAUGAAGGUCCAUCUCCGGUGAAGGACUCCAUGGAGGUCACUAGAUCCACCAGAAAGAGAGGGGAAAAGGAACCACAGGAAACGGUGACAACUGUUCCAACGACCCCGAGGAGGGGGAGACCCCCAAAAACCCGCCGGAAGCCAGAGGAGGACAUCUCUCCAAUAAAGACAGAAGCAGUACAGCAAGAGGUGGAGGAGGCAGAAGCUAAAGAUGCUGUGGAAGCUCCUAAGCCUACUGAAGGCUGGAGGUCUCCCAGGUCCCAGAAGCUAACACACGGUUACACAACAGCUGCUACAAGCCAACAGGGGAAGAAAGGGAAGAAUGAACCAAAAGCAGAUACCUUGGCUGAAGCUGAAGAUGCUGCUGAAAGAAGUGGCCUGGAAUUGGGUGUUGUUGACAACGGCAAUAAAGCCAAAGUCACGGAGAAAGAACCAGUGGCAAGCGAGCAGAAACGUGACAGGAAAGAGCUGGAUGUGGAGAAGAACCAGCUAGAAAUCCCCACGGUUGAGAUCACUGAGAAGAAACCGGCGCCAGAAAAGGUUACAAAAUCCAAAAGGGGAAGGUAUAAAAACACCAAAACAGUUGUAGAUAAAGCCUCCGUGUGUCUCAAAAAUGUGGAGAUCCGCCUCAACGUGGAUGAAGUCAAAGGCGCCCUGCGGCCAACUGAUGAGGAUGUAGAGCCGGUAGCGGUGUCACCGGCCAAAAUGAAGAGUCCUCAGAAGGAGGACAUCUUGCCACCUCAUUUCGUUAAGAAUGAGGUAGAAGAUUCCUUCCCAGAAACAGAGAAAGAGGUGAUGCGGGAAGCAAAACAGUCCCCCGAAGCUGCCCAGUUAGCAAAACAGAUUGAACUGGAGCAGGCCGUGGAGAACAUUGCCAAGCUCACCGAAACCCCACCAUCAAUGGCUGCCUACAAAGAGCCGGCGGCAGACGUGUCUGAAGUGCGUCAGGAGGAGGAGGGAGACAAACCUGCACACCAGGCCAGCGAGACGGAGCUGGCAGCGGCCAUCGGCUCCAUCAUCAAUGAUAUUUCUGUGGAGACAGAAAGCUUCCCUGCUCCCCCGACCUAUCCUGCCGAAUCGGAGGCUGAAAUCCCUGCAGAGCCCUUGGUGCUGCCAUCGCCUCGGGAGGAGAUGGAGCCCGAGACGGAUCAGGCAGUGAAUAAUAUCCUGGAGAGUGAGGCUGCCGUGGAGCCUGCAGUGCAGCCAGUUCCCAGCUCUGCCCCGUCGGCAGUGGAGGUGGAGAGCAAGGAGGCCGAAGUCAGCUUCAGCGAAUCUUCCAACUCUGCGCAAGAGGCUGAGACCUUGCAGGAGGCUGAAGUUGCUCGGAAGGAAAAGGGGCGGCAGAAAACCACGCGGCAGAGGCGCAAAAGGAGCACAGGCAGGAAGGGUGACAUUGUCGAAGUCAACACCUUUGAGCCAGAGAGGGUGCAGAGCAAGUCACCCCCUGUCAAUGAAAUCAAGACAAAGCCCGAAGAAGCCUCAAAGGAGGAGAAGCCAACUAAGAUGGCAGCUCAGGUAUCUGUAGAUCCAAACGCUUCAGAUUCUAGCAAGGCUGCAGCUGCUGAUGUUGUGGCUGUACAUGAAGCUGUUGCUGAAACUGGCACCUCUCCGAAAGCACCAGCUCCAGCUCCUCUGGACUUGGUCACCCCACCGGUUCCUCUUGACGAGGGAAGUCAGAGCGGGUUCAAGAUCCGGUCGCCCUUGGAGAAUACACCCAUCACACCGCCGAGCGCCCCAAAUGCAGCCCUUCCUGCCAUCCCUGCAGCCAAGCUGCCCACGCCGGUGCCCACUACCAUUGUCCCCCUUCAUGCUGGCACUGCUAAGGUGCCAGAGUGGAUGGUAAGGCAUGAGGAACCCCGUGCCCAUUCCACACCCCCGCCCGCUCUCCCCCCAGACACGAAGGCGUCAGAUAUCGACACAAACUCCAGCACUUUGAGGAAGAUACUGAUGGAGCCCAAGUACGUCUCGGCGACAAGCAUCACCUCCACACACGUCACGACGACACACGCUGAGCCGGUGAGCGCACCAUCUUUGGAGGAGGCAUCCCUCCACCCUGCUGUAGAGGCCAUGAAGCCAGUGUCAGAGGAGAAGCCAGCGGUUCCCUUCACCAACGCCUUGGAGCCACCGGUGGCCGAAGCGCCGGUAUUCACCGAGAAGGAAAAGAUCAGCACUGUGAUCGCUCCCAAAGCUACUUCAGUUAUAAGCAGGAUGCCCCACAGCGUGGAUCUGGAGGAGGCUCCCCGGAUCACCUUGGUGAAGCAGGCUCCCCAAAGCCAGACGUGUUUGGUCAAUGCCCCCUCACCCAAAUUCAAGCAGAGGUCAAGCACAAAUGAUAACAGUAGGUUUCAUCCGGGGUCGAUGUCAAUCAUUGAGGAGAGGCCUGUAGAGACUGGGUCCAGCCCAGGGCUGCGGGUGAACACUUCGGAAGGUGUGGUGCUUCUGAGUUAUUCAGGGCAGAAGACAGAAGGCCCCCAGCGAAUUAGUGCCAAGAUCAGCCAGAUUCCUCCGGCCAGCGCUGUGGAUAUAGAGUUCCAGCAGUCUGUGUCCAAGUCUCAGAUUAAACAGGAGCCUAUCACGCCAGCCCAGCCAACACCAAAGGGCUCCCAGACCUCGGCAGCCUAUGGGACUGUUUCCACCCAUUCUUCUUUGGUACUAGGAACGCAACCGUACAACACGUCGCCUGUCAUCUCCUCUGUCAAGCAGGAGCGCGCUGUGCUGGAGAAGCCAGAUGCCUCCCACCUUUCUGUCCAGACUCCAGCCUCCCAGCCCAGCAAGGUUCUCACGCAGGCUGUCAACACUCCACCUGUGCUCGUCCAUAACCAGAUGGUCGUGAACAAAAAACUGUCUGACCCAGCUGCUCUCAAAGUGGAGACAAAGACUCUGCAACCAUCCAGCUUGAGCCCUGGGGUUAGUCCUCACCACCCUUCCCUCUCUGGGAAGAUGCAUUCGGAGGCCAACCACGUCAGCUCGGGACCCAGCACCCCAACCGACCGGGCUAUUUCCCACUUGGGGGUGACCAAGCAGGAGCCGCACUCACCACGUACCAGUGGGCACUCACCGUCGCCAUUCCCCCGUGCCUGUCAUCCCGGCAGCACCUCGUCCCCGGCGUUGUCGAGCAGUGCCCCAGUCAUGCUGGCACCGGGGAUUCCCGUUCCUCAGUACAUAUCCAGCAUGCAUCCUGAGCAAUCUGUGAUCAUGCCCCCUCACAGUGUCACACAGACUGUGUCCUUGGGCCACCUGUCCCAAGGUGAGGUGAGGAUGAACACCCCUUCUCUCUCCAGCAUCCCUUACGGCAUCCGCCCGGAAGCGCUGCACUCCCCCCGAGCUGCUCUGCAACCCCAGAUAGAGAUCAAACCUCAGCAGUCGAGCACGCCCCAGCCAGCUCCCAUCCGGGACAUCGUCAUGCCUCCUCUGUCUUCUCAGCAUCCCCCUGAGGAGGAGAUGCACUACCACCACACCACGGUGUGCCGAGGCCCAGCCCAGGUGCAGUCCGACGUGCUGGUGAUGCAGCCGGACUACCGCAUGCACCCCACGAGCAUCAGGCUGGAGCAGUACAACGUGCCGCGGGACGUCAGGAUGAUCAUGCACCCGCACAUGGCUGCUGUGGGCGAGCACCACUCGGAAUCCAGACAAUCCCGGACUCCUGAGGGGGCUGUGAAAACCCCCCCUGUCAGCAAGACCCCGCAGCCUGGCAAAGAGACACCCAAAUCCUCCGAAGGCAAGAUGGCUCAUUCCCCUCACAGCGAGCCACGGCUCCUCAGCGUCCCUUCCAGCAGCCAGCUGCCUGGACUGCCUCUGACGCAGCCUGUGGUGGUCCCCCACGGGGUGCAGAUCAUGCACCCUGCAGGGAGCUCCUUUCACGAUUAUCGGUCUGUCUAUGGCGACAUGAGGAAUUACCACACGGCGGCACAGCUCGGGCACCCCCAGUUUCCGGGUGCCUCGCCCAUUGGGCUGCCUUCCCGGAGCAUGACCCCGUCUCAGGGUCUGCCGGAGGGCGAGCACUCACACGCCAGCCAGCCAGUGCGCAGCAAGACUCCUCAGAUCCCGCAGGAUCCCAAGGGCCCUCCGGCAGCAGGACCCGAGCAGAGUCACCACCCCACUGUAAAUAGGCAUGCGGCACAGAUGGAGCCUCAUGUCCACCUUCAGAGGGCACAGGCAGACACGGGGCAGACCUCCUACCCUUCGCCCGUGGCCAUCUCGAUGAAACAGGAGCUUCCGUCACCGCACCAGCCGCAGGCGGUUCCCAAGCAGUCCAUGUUUAUCCCCACCACAGCCGGGCCCGGGGCCCCCCCAGGGCUGCCCCUCAGUCGCCCCGAGCCCCAGUCUGCUCUCAAACAGGAGCCAUCUCCUCACCCUGUGUCACAGAGACCUGUGGACAUGGUCCAGCUUCUGACAAAAUAUCCCAUUGUCUGGCAGGGCCUUCUGGCUCUCAAAAACGACACUGCUGCUGUUCAGCUCCACUUUGUCUCCGGGAAUAACGUCCUGGCACACCGGUCACUGCCCGCGCCCGAGGGAGGGCCCCCGCUGAGGAUCGCCCAGCGCAUGCGGCUGGAGGCUUCGCAGCUGGAGGGUGUUGCACGCAGGAUGAUGGUGGAGAGUGAUUACUGCCUGCUGCUGGCCUUGCCCUGUGGCCGAGACCAGGAGGAUGUGGUCAGUCAGACGGAGUCGCUCAAGGCCGCGUUCAUCAGCUACCUGCAGGCCAAGCAAGCUGCAGGCAUCAUCAACGUCCCCAACCCCGGCUCUAACCAGCCUGCCUACGUUCUGCAGAUCUUCCCACCCUGCGAGUUCUCCGAGAGCCACCUGUCCCGCCUCGCCCCGGACCUCCUGGCCAGCAUCUCCAACAUCUCUCCUCACCUGAUGAUCGUCAUUGCCUCCGUAUGAGCCCCCGGCCGCCCCCGGCGCUUUGCUUCUCUUUUACCAAGGCCCUGCAGCAAAAAACAAAAACCAAAACCCACCCACAAAUAAAACCCCACACCAGGCUACAAACCCAAGUGACAAACCCAAUCACAAGAGAGAGAAGGAAACAAUAAAAUGCUGCCAGAUUCCAGCCUCCUGCCCUGCCCUGCCCGUGGCCGGGCGGCGGCGCGGCUGCCUCGGAUGUUUACAUUGCUUUAGCUUACGGACACCUGACGAUGCACUCAGCGGGUGGGGACUGGGCUGG